Dufourea novaeangliae is the source of this 1573-nucleotide messenger RNA. It is a transcript of the gene DCTN4-p62, whose product is annotated as dynactin subunit 4. The coding region runs from base 86 to 1573 and encodes 495 amino acids. The record is from RefSeq and is a predicted model, not a curated record. The transcript is spliced from 9 exons. Lineage: Eukaryota; Metazoa; Arthropoda; Insecta; Hymenoptera; Halictidae. Gene Ontology annotation, cellular component: dynactin complex.
AGUAGUGGACAGAUUACUCGAAGUGUUAUUCCAGACCUAAAUCCGUAUUUUUUUUAAGAAUAAAAUUGAAAUUAAGUGUUUAAUCAUGUCGUACUUAAAUCAGCCCGAUUACGUGCGUUACGUAUGCAACUGUGGCUCUUUGAAACCAAUUUCAAAAACUUAUUUCUGCAGACAUUGUUCGAAAAUUCGUUGCGGUUAUUGCGUCUGUCAAGAGAUCGAUACGCAUUAUUGUCCUAAUUGUAUGGAAAAUUUUCCGCAAACGGAAGCACGUCUCAAGAAAAAUAAGUGUUCAAAUUGCUUCAAAUGUCCUUGUUGUUUCCAUACUUUAUCUACAAGAGCGGGACAUGUACCCUUUAGAACAGCACCUCAAGAAGGAGAAGAUUCCAAAGAUGUUAAAACAACACCAAAGAAAUUUUAUUAUUUGUUCUGUUCAUUAUGUAGAUGGACUUCUAGAGAUGCUGGUAUCCCAGAUCAAUCUGUUGCUACUGGAGGUUGGCCUGAACAGGAGAAUCCUCAUAUCAGUCGUAUCAGUGCUUUAAUUGAUUACCAUAGAAUAUUAGCUUCGAUAGAGAAGCAACAAUGUGAGAAGAAAUUUCGAGCAAAGCGUCCUUAUAUGCAUGCCAUGUUUACUAUAACAUCUGCUAUGGUUCGUAAACGGAUUGGUCAUCCUUCGGAGACACCUGCUAAGAAUCAGUCAAGUGAUCAGCCUCCACCAUCUGUUGCUAGUGAAGACGUAGAUGAACUACCAGCAGAGAUCUUUACAGAUCCAGUGGAUAUAACUAAAAUUACAACACUGGAGCAAAGAUUACAACAUUUGGAUGUCCAAGCAGAGAAAGUGAAUGAAUUACGCCCACAGCAUAGGGAAUAUUUAGUCAGGAGAUCACAGCGUUGUAGGGUCUGUGAACAUAGUGUUAGUAAACCAGAUCUUUGUCCACAGUCUAUAAAGUUCAAGAUUCAGCUUGCUGCAUUUUAUCAUGUACCGGAGGUAAGGAUUGUUACUUGCGAACCACUCCGACCGGGUAAAGCAAGCGAACUGCUUUUGAAAUUUUGUAAUCCAACUCGACAUCAAACUCAAGUGACAUUGCUAUCUUUGGAUACAUCAAUGACUCCAGUAGAUGUUGCUAGUGAAAAAGAAGAUUCUAAACAAGAAAAUAUACAACAGGGCUCAGAAUCUCCGAAUUUGUUGCCUUCUAUCGUACGACAAGUGUCUAUAACAGAAGAAAUUAAAUCUAUAAAAGUUAAUGCGAACGCAGAUAUACUUUUACCUCAUGCUUCUUUGAUACUUCCACCCAGAGAUGAUACCGCUGAGUAUGACGAUACAGGAGAUACUCAUAAUUUUCAAGAUGACCCUAAGCUUGUGGUUUGGCGGAAGGGAAACAAAGCGGUAAUAAAGCUACAUGUGACACCACACGAGAAUUCGACGGGCGGUGAAGAUCAGUCAGUCAUUAUUGGAUUUGUUAUGCAGUAUGGACACGUGAACACAAUCACAACAUUAGAACAUAAAACGCCUCAAAAGUUGGAUUUAAAAGUGAAAUUGUAUCUCACUGUGGGAAAUAUUGUUAGCAAUGUGUAA